AUGCUAUCAAGUUUAUUCUCUUCAACAAUAACUCUAAAAACAAAAAGUAAAUUAUUUUCAAACACAUCAUUAACUUUAAAAUUAGCAAGAAUGGUUCAUCACAGAGUAACUAUCAUUGGUUCCGGUCCAGCAGCUCAUACUGCUGCAAUUUAUUUAGCAAGAGCAGAAAUUAAACCCACUUUAUAUGAAGGUAUGUUUGCCAACGGCGUCGCUGCCGGUGGCCAAUUGACUACUACUACCGAGAUUGAGAACUUUCCAGGAUUCCCAGAAGCAUUAACCGGUAGUGAAUUGAUGGACAGAAUGAAGCAACAAAGUGUCAAGUUUGGUACUGAAAUUAUUACGGAAACAGUAUCUAAAGUUGAUUUAAGUAGUAAACCAUUCAAAUUCUGGACUGAAUUCAAUGAAGAUGCAGAACCUCAAACUACAGAUGCCAUUGUUUUGUCUACCGGUGCCUCCGCCAAGAGAUUACAUUUACCAGGUGAGGAAACUUACUGGCAAAAGGGUAUUUCUGCCUGUGCUGUUUGUGAUGGUGCUGUUCCAAUUUUCAGAAAUAAGCCAUUAGCUGUUGUUGGUGGAGGUGACAGUGCCUGUGAAGAGGCCACCUUCUUAACAAAAUACGCAUCAAAAGUUUAUUUGUUAGUUAGAAAAGAUCACUUAAGAGCUUCGCAAAUCAUGGCCAGAAGAGCUGAAAAAAAUCCAAAGAUUGAGAUCAAGUACAACACAGUUACUUUGGAGGCUAAAGGUGAUGGUAAAUUGUUAAACGCUUUAAAAAUUAAAAAUGUUAAAACUAAUGAAGAAAGUGAUUUGCCGGUAAAUGGUUUAUUCUAUGCCAUUGGUCACACUCCAGCAACUAAAAUUGUGGAAGGUCAAUUAGAUUUAUAUGAAAACGGAUAUGUUAAAACUGUUCCAGGUACCUCCUUGACGAGUGUUCCAGGUGUUUUUGCUGCUGGUGACGUUCAAGAUUCGAAAUAUAGACAGGCUAUUACUUCUGCUGGUUCCGGUUGCAUGGCUGGUUUAGAUGCUGAAAAAUAUCUAUCCGAAUUGGACUGA
Messenger RNA from Saccharomycodes ludwigii, 1050 nucleotides. Its product is annotated as thioredoxin-disulfide reductase. The transcript has a single exon. The record is from RefSeq and is a predicted model, not a curated record. Gene Ontology annotation, molecular function: thioredoxin-disulfide reductase (NADPH) activity. NCBI's taxonomy places the organism in Eukaryota, Fungi, Ascomycota, Saccharomycetes, Saccharomycodales, Saccharomycodaceae. Gene Ontology annotation, cellular component: cytoplasm. Bases 1 to 1050 code for a protein of 349 amino acids. Gene Ontology annotation, biological process: removal of superoxide radicals.